GUUUUACCUUUAGCGCACCUCAUUUUAUCAGCGCGCGACGAGGUGUGACAACCCACAGGCUAUUAGUCCACGCUCGAACAAACACUGCAGACGAUAUUUUUCAACAUGAAUUAAGAGCGCAUGCGUACUUCGACUUCCGGAGUAUAUGUUUUCAAAGACUUAACCGUUUUGCCUGCUGGAUAUAGGCUAAAACAAAAGAUUAAUCGCUUCACACGUUUGGACAAACGGUUGCUAGGCAGGGUGAAGAGACUGGGCAUUGGUUGCUACGAAGACAGUUGCUGGUGAUUGUUACCGCAGCCACCAUGACGGAGACCGCCAAGGAGACGGAAGAUCCUAACUUCCAGGGAGGCGUCAUGAGCCCCAACUCGAAACGAAAUUUCUCAGAGAUGCGACACAUCACACCCGUGUUCGUGAAGCAGAAGAUAGUUCUGGACGAGGACCAGUUUGAGCAUUCCUUCCUGCGCUGUCUCGUCUGCCAGGACCGCUACAACAUGACUGACAGGUUGCCCCGCCUCCUGCCCUGUCACCACGCCUUCUGCACCAAAUGCGUCACUUCAUUCUACCGCAAGGAGGCGGAGUAUCGGAACAGCAUGGCUGUCGUGCCUUCCAGCAACAUGACCUUUGCAGUGUCAGUCACGUGUCCUAACUGCAAGGCGAACUUCAUCACGACUGAGGAUGGAAUAAGACAAUUGACAACGGAUCAUAGAAUCGUCCAGUUGUUGGAUUUCGUUGGAACCACAGACAAACAGACGGUCACUUAUUGCAGUUCACACGCGAUGCAAGCGGUGAACUUUUUCUGCGAGAAAUGUGGCGUGCCGAUCUGUAAAGACUGUACUGUCUUGGACCAUAAGUCGUGUUCUAAGGAACAAUUUGUCAUAGAUAUAACAACCGCUAAACAGAAGUACUUGCCUGUUAUUGAAGAAGGUAAGAACAAUUUUGCAGGGGAGGUCAAAGCGCUAGAGGAACGGAAGAAAGAAUGUGAAACUAUGCUCGAAUCAUGCAAUCAAGGCGAUGACACUCUGGCAAGGCAGAUCAAAGACGUGUUCAAGAAGAUUAGAAAGGCACUGGAUGACAGAGAACAAGAACUUCUGGAAAUGGCUAAAGCUGGUCAAGAAAACAGCUUUGAAAACGUGGACGAGAAGAUCAAAUCACUUGGGGCUAAAUCAAACGAGGUUAAAGAGAUAUUAGCAGAAAUAGAAAAGGCGUCCAAAACCGACAACGUUCCGGCAUUAUACAAAGUCUUUAGGCAAAUCCGAGCAUAUAACACGGAGCCGGGAUUAGAAAAAUCUGAUUCAAGCAAAAAGGACGAGACGGCGUCCACGUUCAACGCACGAGACGAAUCACUGCUCAUCAGCAGGAUAGCCAAUUUUGGUGACAUUCAGACGCGACAAUCGAAUGGCUACAGUUCAAGCACGUAUACUGGGAGCAGCUAUACGGCCGGAGGUAGCUACACCGGUGGCUCAAGGUACGGCAACUACACCGGAAGUACUUACACAAGCCGCUACACGCCAUCUACCACUAGGUCGUAUAAGUAUUAAAUACCAGUAAUGUGAAAUAAGGUAUCAGACUUUUAUUUACAGUUUAAAUAUAUUACAUACUAUUCCACAUGCAACUAGCUAACAAUACUUGGUGUUGUGAUUGAUAUAGUAUGCAUCAAUAUACGUACUCCUUGCUUACCGCUCUGGUUGUUUGAUUAAUGAAAUGUAACUUAAUCACGCAUCUCAACAACAUUUCUCUUGCCUUAGAUCAAAUAUUAACGAAUGGACACUGUUUGCAUUGUCUUGUUGUAUAACGAUAAAUCAAAUUUAUCAAUAAUACAUUUUAUUACCUAUUUCGCCAAAGUAUUCAUUUGUUUUAUGCUUAAUUAUUUUUUAUUGUCCACGGCUCGUCUAAUAUUAAAUAGUGGAAAACAACUCGUUAUAUCGCUGAUAUAUCCUUUUUUUGCAAGGUAAGUUUCUUUUAGACAAAAUAAUAGUAUAUAUUGUUAUGCUUUCAACUUAAAUAUUACAUAUUUAUUACGUGCAUAACUUUGUUCGUUUCUUAUUCAUACUAUCGUUAUAUUGCAUGAUUAAAAUGUCAUAAUGUGUAUUAAACAGCAUAAAUUCUUAAAUGUUUAACUGACAAUUUACAUUAAUCUUAUAAAUAAAAUGCUAUCAUUGUUUUGAAUUAAUAUAUAUGUUGUUAGUAUUUAGAAUUGUUGUGAACAAAUAACUUUUACUUUGCUGUAUAUUACUUGAUAUGCAAAUCAUUAUUAUGCAAUCCAAAUAGCUUCAAUAAAUUUGUUAUUUUAUAUGAA
This is a messenger RNA of Dreissena polymorpha, 2296 nucleotides long. RefSeq names its product tripartite motif-containing protein 59-like. The coding region runs from base 303 to 1538 and encodes 411 amino acids. Gene Ontology annotation, molecular function: zinc ion binding. The transcript is spliced from 3 exons. The record is from RefSeq and is a predicted model, not a curated record. NCBI's taxonomy places the organism in Eukaryota, Metazoa, Mollusca, Bivalvia, Myida, Dreissenidae.